UGUCAAAGUCAAUUGUCAAGCGGUGAACGUGAAAUCGUCAUUCGUACUUGUUUUACAACAAAAGUCAUAAAAGUUGAAAUCCGAACUGUGAUCAGAGUUCUGGCUUAAUUAAAUAAAAUAAAUUGACAUUCAUUCAAAAUGGCUAAUAAUUCUAUGGGACAAGGUGCUAAUAUGCCAACGAUUGGAACGAUAAAUCAGGGGACUAUUCAGUACGUAAACAAUCCGAUUCAAAGUCCUCAGCUGCAGGCUAGCUCGAUCCAGGGCUCACCAUCGCAGCACAGUCCUAUGGGUACACAGUCCCAGGUUGGAGCUAAAGCCAACCAAAGCGGCGGUGGAGAUCAGACGACGCAGUUGCUAAGCCGACCCCGUCUUCAAGAGUUGGUCCGUGAGGUGGACCCCACAGUACAGCUUGAUGAAGAAGUUGAGGAGAUGUUGCUGCAGUUGGCCGAUGACUUCAUUGACACCACUUUGAAUGCUGCUUGUGCUAUGGCUAAGCACCGGCAUGCUCCUAACGUUGAGUUGAAGGAUGUGCAACUUCAUUUGGAACGACAAUGGAACAUGUGGAUCCCAGGAUUCGGUAAUGACGAGCUCCGGCCGUACAAGCGUGCGGCUGUUACUGAAGCACACAGGCAGCGCAUGGCACUCAUCCGCAAAACCAUCAAGAAGUACUAAUACUUACAAAUAUUGUCUGUGGUUUUUAAUUAUAAGUGUUUAGGUUAUUGUUUUUGAUUAAGAUGUAAUAUAAGUUUGAUUAAAGAUAUUUCAAAUUUUUUACAUA
Molecule: messenger RNA, 778 nt
Organism: Spodoptera litura
Lineage: Eukaryota; Metazoa; Arthropoda; Insecta; Lepidoptera; Noctuidae
Gene: Taf12
Product: TATA-box binding protein associated factor 12
Biological process (GO): RNA polymerase II preinitiation complex assembly; DNA-templated transcription initiation
Cellular component (GO): transcription factor TFIID complex; SAGA complex
Molecular function (GO): protein heterodimerization activity; DNA binding; TBP-class protein binding
Source: RefSeq, a predicted model, not a curated record